This is a messenger RNA of Ruditapes philippinarum (Manila clam), 671 nucleotides long. RefSeq names its product beta-galactosidase-1-like protein 2. The transcript has 6 exons. Gene Ontology annotation, biological process: carbohydrate metabolic process. The coding region runs from base 27 to 656 and encodes 209 amino acids. Gene Ontology annotation, cellular component: vacuole. The record is from RefSeq and is a predicted model, not a curated record. Gene Ontology annotation, molecular function: beta-galactosidase activity. Lineage: Eukaryota; Metazoa; Mollusca; Bivalvia; Venerida; Veneridae.
CAAUAUCUUCAGACAAACCCGUCCCAAUGGAGAUGCUAGAUUUACACAAUGGAUAUGGUCAGAAUUUUGGCUUUAUUUUGUACAGGGCAUAUGUACCUAAAGGAAAGAAACUGACAUUUACCGUACCUGCCCAGGAUAGAGCUCAGGUGAUAAUGAAUGGGAAAGAAAUUGGUGUGCUGUAUUGGAAAUCAACAAGAUGGGAAAUUGAUAUUCCAGAAAAUGUCCUAGAUUCUGAGAACAUACUGGAUAUAUUGGUUGAACAUCAUGGUAGAGUCAAUUAUGUCAUGAUGGGAUUUAACAGAUUCAAUGAAGAGAGUAAAGGUAUAACUGGUGACGUGAAGCUAGAUGGAAGUGUAAUUUCUAACUGGAGAAUAUAUCCUAUGGAAUUUAAAGAAGAUUACGUUAAUAGUAUGGCUGAUAAUCAUAAGUGGAAGACAUUUACAAACUGGGAUGGUGGAGUAGCCUCCCUUUAUACUGCCAAUCUGAGGAUAGAUGCUACGCCCAGAGAUACUUUCCUUAAUAUGAAGGGUUGGACAAAGGGUAAUGCAUUUAUCAAUGGAUUUAACCUGGGAAGAUACUGGAAAGAAGGUCCACAGAGAACUCUCUAUGUUCCAGCUCCUGUUCUUAAAACUGGAAAUAAUAAGGUCAGUAUUUAAUAUUCUUUCAUCAAU